Messenger RNA from Xenopus laevis (African clawed frog), 1952 nucleotides. It is a transcript of the gene lgals9c.L, whose product is annotated as lectin, galactoside-binding, soluble, 9C L homeolog. NCBI's taxonomy places the organism in Eukaryota, Metazoa, Chordata, Amphibia, Anura, Pipidae. Gene Ontology annotation, molecular function: galactoside binding; carbohydrate binding. Gene Ontology annotation, biological process: negative regulation of type II interferon production; positive regulation of gene expression; negative regulation of CD4-positive, alpha-beta T cell proliferation. Gene Ontology annotation, cellular component: nucleus; cytosol. The record is from RefSeq and is marked provisional.
UAUAAAUCCAGCAGCCGAGUUGUCUCCUCUCUCAGCCACUCGUGUCCAAGGAACAACAUGUCUUUCGGUGCCAUUAACAACCCUCCUGUUCCCUUUACAUUGCCGCUAUCCCACGGUCUCCAUGAUGGGUUUUUAGUGGUCAUCAGUGGAGCUGUCACUCAUUCAGGAGACAGGUUUAAUAUAAACUUUCAAUGUGGUCAUUCUUCGAAUGAUGACAUUGCCUUUCAUUUCAACCCCCGUUUUAUUGAUGGCGGAAUUGUUGUGUGCAACACCAAAGAGCGUCAGAGCUGGGGGAAAGAGGAAAACAAGCGGGAAAUGCCUUUUCACAGACAUCAGCCUUUUGAGAUCCGGAUCCUAGUUACUAACCACAGUUAUAAUGUUUCUGUGAACAGGAAUCAUUACUUGGAAUACCAUCACCGAAUCCCAAUACAAAGAGUCAAUACAAUGACCAUAGGUGGAUGUGUUGCCUUAACAUGUGUCAAUGCACAAGGGCCCCAGCACCCUGGAUAUGCUCCUCAACCAUUCCCACCUGGAGGUGCAUUCAAUCCACAGUUUCCCUCUGCUCCACAUCAGCAACAAUCUUAUGCAAUGCCAUACCAAACUAAUAUCUAUGGAGGUUUGUUUCCAUCCAAGACGAUUGUCAUAAGAGGAACAGUUACUGCAAACCCAAAAAGGUUUCAUAUCAACCUCAAAUUCCAUGGUGGUACAGCAUUACACUUCAACCCGAGGUUUGAUGAGCGCACAAUUGUACGAAACAGUCACCUGAAUGGCAGCUGGGGCAAUGAAGAGCGCAAUCUACCAAGAGGGAUGUGCUUUGCGCCAGGACAGGGCUUUGUGAUUGAAAUUAGAUGUGAGCAACACGCAUUCAAGGUGAAUGUGAAUGGAGCCCAAACAUGUGAAUUUCAUCACCGCGUGCAUCAGUUUCAGCAGAUAGACACCUUGCAGAUUGACGGAGAUGUUGUCCUACAACAUGUGCAGGUCUAGGAGUGGAUGAACCAUAGAAAAAUUUAAAUAUAUGACUUUCUUUUCAUAUGAUCUUGCUUUGAAACAAUUUAGUUAAUUUUUAUAUAGGGUCUGGUAUUGGAGCAAAACCUACUUGACCUGUAGAUUUUUAUGGGGAAUGUAGUAACGAACACAAAGUUUUCACCAGGUCUACUAACCCAUAGCAUCUAAUUAGGGUAUUGCUUUCAAACAGUAAAUACUACCUUCUGAUUGGUUGCUAUGGCUUACCAGAACACUUAAAAUGUGCUACUUUUAUUGCAUCAUUUAAUUUCAGGAGGUAUUGAUUAUUGCGUGAACUGAAUAUCACUUUAUUUCAUAAACAGUAUGAAUGCGAGCCACCAUAUUGCUUCCAGUAAAGUGGUCGUUCACCUUGAUAUUAACUUCUAGUAUGAAGUGGACAGCAAUAUUCUGAGACACUUUUUUUUUUAUUAAGCUUUUUUUUAGUUUAGAAUUUCAGCAGCUAUCUAAGAGCCACUUUAUCUCAUCUACCAAGCAGUGGUUUCAAUGAGAUACUUAAAUAAGGAUUGAGAAGGCUCUGAAUAGAAAGAGUAAGUAAUAAAAAGUAACAUGGCAAUAGUCUUUUUUGAUGCCUGGGAUCAGAUCAGUGACUUCUAUUUAAAAACAGCAAAAAGAAGGUAGAAAAAGGUAAAUGAAGACCAAUUGAAAAGUUGCCCAGAAUAGGUCAUUCUUUGAAAAGGUAAAUAACCGUAUUAACUGCAGUCAUCCUGUCACCGCUCAGUUGUUACUACUAACAGAACGGGAAUAUUGAACACCUUAUUCUAUUCGCAAACAUUUCAAGAGAUGUCAGUUUUAUACAAUAUCCUAUAUCUAAAUAUAUACUAUGUUGUGGAAGCCAGUCAGCUUUGGUUUUCAAAAUGGGCAUGAAGCACACUUUAAUAAAUCAUUUGCAUAUAUGUAACUUGGCUCACAAUAAAUCUGCAUUUUCAAAA